UGGGUUCUUGCAUUUUAUGAGGGAUUUUAGAGAAAAUCUAAGUUUGGCUACUGUUUGUUCACAUGGGUCUUUUUAAUUACUCGAUUAUUUAUGUGGGUUUUUGAUUUUGUGUGAUGGGUUUGUGUUGGUUUUGAUUAUGGGGUCCUUUAUUUUGCUAUUGGUGAAAAGUUGGUGAUCCUAAAUUCUAGGGUUUGUAUGAUUUUCACGCGUUUAUGUUUUUCGAGCUUGAAGCUUUACUGAAUCUAUGUUAUUAUAGCUUAUAGAUGCCAGAUUAAGGUAAUUUGUAUUCUUAAUCUGUUCUUUUUUAUUCUGAUGAUGGUUCUUGUUUCAUUUGAGGAGAUUUGAUGGCAUUUGUUAUAUUUUCUUAAGAAAUUGGUGAUAUACUCAUUCGUUUAAUGUGGGUUUGGGUUUAAAAUGCUAGUAUUUGGAUUUUUGAUUCGGGCCACUCAAUAUAUCAGGAUUUGUAUAGCUAUCUGUGCAUGUUCCUGGCAUUUUUUUUCAACAUUUAGGAAUAUAGAUUAUAAUAUGAGUUUUUAACUUUUAUAAGCAUCGGAGCUUUUGUUGUUAAUAUUAGCUAACUGCGUGUAAGUUAUGGAUAAAGUUUGAAUAGGAGAUUGAUGUGUGGAUCGGAUCAUGAUAGCAUUUUGUUGAUUAGUGAGGAUUGCAAAGCCAAGUUUAAUUAAAGUUUAAGUAGUGAAUAGUAUCUGAAAAAAGUUGCAAGGAUGUGCUUGCCCAUUGAUGGUUGAUAUUACAUCUAAUGCUUUGAGGUUCAUAGGUGUGGGUUCCAAGAAGUAAGUAGAAGCUGUUGUACUUGAUCGUGUAAUGUCGAACGAUUUGCUUUCUUCAAUGGCUAGUGACUGGUAUAUGAAGCAUAUUAUUCAUUCAGGUUGAUUAGGUUUGGUUUAUUUGCAGGAUGACUAUAUUAAUAGUUACUCUUGUGUCCCACAGAAAAUGCUACAUAUAAGACAGCGUACGAAAUUAAAUUUAGUUGGUUGAUUUGUAAGAAUAAAACAAAAACCUUAAAAUUGUGUGGAUUAAAUUAAAAGAGAAAGAAAAUGUGCAAGAUGAGAUUACAUGGAGCUCGUGGAGUCCUUACCUAAAAUAGAAAUGUAGUGAUCUCAAUGAGACAACCAUUUUUGGUAACACAGGGAGUAUGCGUUUAUCAAGUGUUGGGAAAGAAAUUGGUGAACUUUAUUUGAGCUAAUGUUGGUACUGCUACUAUGGUCUACAAGCUGUCUUCUAUCUUAUGGCUGGCUACUGUUGGCCUACUGCGUGGUUGCAGUUGAGUCUAUUGGAAGACAGAUUCCAAUGGCAUUCCUGGAACGAGUUAAAGAUGAUUUUAACAAGAGAUAUGGAGGUGGAAAAGCUGCUACUGCACAAGCAAAAAGCUUGAAUAAAGAUUUUGGGCCUAAACUCAAGGAGCACAUGCAGUACUGUGUUGAUCAUCCAGAGGAGAUGAACAAGCUUGCUAAGGUACAGGCCCAGAUUUCAGAAGUCAAGGGAGUAAUGAUGGAAAAUAUCGAGAAGGUUCUAGAUCGUGGUGAGAAAAUUGAACUUCUGGUUGACAAGACAGAGAAUCUUCGUUCACAGGCACAAGAUUUUCGUCAGCAAGGAACACAGAUGAGGAGGAAGAUGUGGCUUCAGAACAUGAAGAUCAAACUAAUCGUGUUGGGUAUCAUCAUCGCCUUGAUCCUCAUCAUAGUGUUGUCUGUUUGUCAUGGUUUCAACUGUGGAAAGUAGGUUGGUUCGCGUUAAUUGGGGUCGGGUUUGGGCGGAGGGAGAGGGCUGUUGGGCCAUUUUGAAUGGAAGCUUGUUGAUGAAAUAUAUCGCUGUAGUGGGUCUCAAAUACAUGUGUUCCGGAUGUUGAAUUCAAUCUUGAUAAUAGUCCAGACUUUCGAAUGUUGGUAGAAAUUUGCAUUUAUGUGGUGGCACUUUGGGAUGUGAAUGGUUGUAUUCAAUUCCAAAACUUGGUGUGUAUAGGUUUUUUCAAGUAUGAGACCGAAAAUUCUUAGUGUUAAAAUGUAUGGGCUCGUUGUUAUUUUGUAUUCAAAGCUAUAGUUGACGGCUCUGGUAUGAUCGAUCUGCUGAAUUCGAUUUUGGUUGAAAAUUCAUUGUAGUUGAUACCUCAAUUUUCUACUACCUUGAGUAUUUGAUUUGGGGUAGAUUCUUAUAUUGUUAACUUGAACUUUCAAA
Molecule: messenger RNA, 2193 nt
Organism: Amaranthus tricolor (Joseph's coat)
Lineage: Eukaryota; Viridiplantae; Streptophyta; Magnoliopsida; Caryophyllales; Amaranthaceae
Product: vesicle-associated membrane protein 721-like
Exons: 5
Coding region: 1204-1740 (178 amino acids)
Biological process (GO): vesicle-mediated transport
Cellular component (GO): membrane
Source: RefSeq, a predicted model, not a curated record